Tachyglossus aculeatus (Australian echidna) is the source of this 810-nucleotide messenger RNA. It is a transcript of the gene AQP5, whose product is annotated as aquaporin 5. Gene Ontology annotation, cellular component: plasma membrane; apical plasma membrane. Gene Ontology annotation, molecular function: water channel activity. NCBI's taxonomy places the organism in Eukaryota, Metazoa, Chordata, Mammalia, Monotremata, Tachyglossidae. The transcript has 4 exons. Gene Ontology annotation, biological process: transmembrane transport. The record is from RefSeq and is a predicted model, not a curated record. The coding region runs from base 1 to 810 and encodes 269 amino acids.
AUGAGGAAGGAGGUGUGUUCCCUGGCCUUCCUCAGAGCCGUCUUCUCCGAGUUCCUGGCCACCGCCAUCUUCGUCUUCUUCGGCCUUGGCUCGGCCCUCAAGUGGCCGUCGGCACUGCCCAGCAUCCUGCAGAUCUCGCUGGCCUUCGGGCUGGCCAUCGGCACCCUGGUGCAGGCCCUGGGCCCGGUCAGCGGAGCCCACAUCAACCCGGCCGUCAGCAUCGCCCUGUUUGUGGGGAACCAGAUCUCGCUGCUGCGGGCCCUCUUCUACGUGGCCGCCCAGCUGGUGGGGGCCAUCGUCGGGGCCGGGAUCCUCUAUGGCGUCACUCCGGUCAACGCCCGCGGGCACCUCGCCAUCAACUCUCUCAACAACAACACGUCAGUGGGCCAGGCCGUCGUGGUAGAGAUGAUCUUGACUUUCCAGCUGGCCCUCUGCAUCUUCUCCUCCACGGACAGCCGGCGCACCGCCUCUCUGGGCUUUCCGGCCCUGUCCAUCGGCCUUUCCGUCACCCUGGGUCAUCUGGUCGGGAUCUACUUCACAGGCUGUUCCAUGAACCCCGCGCGCUCCCUGGGGCCGGCCGUCAUCAUGAGGCGCUUUACCAAGGCGCAUUGGGUGUUCUGGGUGGGUCCCAUCGUUGGGGCGAUCCUGGCUGCCGUGUUCUACUUCUACCUGCUGUUCCCCAACUCCUUGAGCCUGGAGGAACGCGUGGCCAUCAUCAAGGGCUCCUACGAGCCCGAAGAGGACUGGGAAGAGCAACGGGAGGACCAGAGGGAGGAGCGGAAAAAGACCAUGGAGCUGACCUGCCAGUGA